Messenger RNA from Pistacia vera, 1545 nucleotides. RefSeq names its product UDP-glycosyltransferase 71K1-like. The transcript has a single exon. Bases 43 to 1476 code for a protein of 477 amino acids. Gene Ontology annotation, molecular function: UDP-glycosyltransferase activity. NCBI's taxonomy places the organism in Eukaryota, Viridiplantae, Streptophyta, Magnoliopsida, Sapindales, Anacardiaceae. The record is from RefSeq and is a predicted model, not a curated record.
UCAACAUACUUUAUCUUCUCUCAUAAACUACAGCUACCAAAAAUGAAGAAAGCUGAGCUUGUGUUCAUCCCAGUAGCAGCCGCAGGCCACCUCAUUCCCCAAAUUGAGUUUGCAAAGAGAUUGCUAGAUCGAGAUGAUCGUUUCUCAGUGACUGUUCUCGUCAUGCAGUCUCCUUCUUUCACCUCUCUUGCAGCUGCAUAUGCCAAAUCUCUUGCAGAAUCUAAUACUCCAAUAAGGUUCAUCAAUCUUCCUCCUCCUAUACAUUUUCGUCCUUCACAAGAGGUUCAUAAAUCCUUAGAAAAAUUCGCAACGGAGUUCGCAGAUUAUCAUAAAGCUUCUGUUAAAGAAGCUAUUGUAAAUCAUGUAGUUUCAAACUCAAACUCAGCUCCACUUGCUGGGUUGGUAAUUGAUAUGUUUUGUACAUCAAUGAUCGAUGUGGGAAAUGAACUUGGUGUUCCUUCUUAUUUGUUCUUCACUUGUAAUGCAGCUUAUCUUUCUCUCUCGCUAUACCUUCCAAGUCGACAAGAUGAAGUUGGUAGAGAAUUUGAGGUGUUUGACAGUGAGUUGGUGAUCCCGGGUUAUGUUAAUCCAGUACCAAGCAGCGGUCUUCCUGAAGUUUUAUUAAACAAGAAUGGUGGCUACACAACCGCUGUGAACCAUGGAAGAAGAUUCAAGGAGACAAAAGGGAUCAUUAUCAACUCAUUUGAGGAGCUGGAAUCUCACGCGGUCAAGUGUUUGUUGAAUGAUUUUGAUCAUUUGCCACCUGUUUACACCGUUGGACCGCUGAUUGAUCUCAAGGGUGAGAGUAAUAAGACAGAUUCAAAUGAGAUCUUGAAAUGGCUUGACAAUCAACCUGAUUUAUCAGUAGUUUUCUUGUGCUUUGGAAGCAUGGGGAGUUUUGGUGAGGAACAACUGAAAGAAAUUGCACUUGGAUUGGAGCAAAGUGAGCACAGGUUCUUGUGGUCAAUCAGGGAGCCGCCACCAAAAAAUGAACUUGAAGGGCCUAGUGAUUACAAACUUGAUGAGCUGUUGCCAGCUGGGUUAUUGGAGAGGACAAAGGAGAUUGGAAUGGUGUGUAAAUGGGCACCACAAAAGGAGAUCUUGGCUCAUAAAUCAGUAGGGGGAUUUGUGUCCCAUUGUGGGUGGAAUUCAAGCUUGGAGAGCUUGUGGUUUGGAGUUCCAAUUGUGACAUGGCCUAUGUAUGCUGAGCAGCAGAUGAAUGCAUUCCAAAUGGUGAAAGAUUUGGGAGUCGCUGUGGAGUUGAGAUUGGAUUACAGAAGCAUGAGUGGAGAAGUUGUGUUGGGAGAUGAGAUAGCAAGAGCUAUAAAAUGUGUGAUGGAGAUUGAUAAUGAGGUGAGGAAGAAGGUGAGAGAGAAGAGUGAACAGAGCAGGCUAGCUGUGAAGGAGGGUGGAUCUUCAUUUACUGCAUUUCAACGCUUGAUUGAUGAUAUAUGUAUCAAUUUAGAAACAAAUUAAGCCAUGAAUUUCAUGGUUGGAGUUCUAUUGUCAUCUGAUCUCUUUUAAGUUUCUCACGUUGGAUUUGCA